Molecule: messenger RNA, 2751 nt
Organism: Dendrobium catenatum
Lineage: Eukaryota; Viridiplantae; Streptophyta; Magnoliopsida; Asparagales; Orchidaceae
Product: probable ADP-ribosylation factor GTPase-activating protein AGD14
Exons: 13
Coding region: 501-2288 (595 amino acids)
Molecular function (GO): GTPase activator activity
Source: RefSeq, a predicted model, not a curated record
UCCCCUUUACCCUUUCUCUUUCUGCAUCUCCCGCACUCUCUCUAGACAAUCGGAGCUACCGGAGUUGGGAAGGGAAGGCGGACGGGAUUUAGAAGGAACCGUCUCCACCGCGCUUUAUACUUUCUCCAACGCCGCGUUCCUCGUCGGAGGUUUCUAAUAUGAUUCACUGGCUCGCGGUCUUUUCCGGGAAACCCUAGAGCCUAACUAUGUUGCUGGAAACGGAAGCGGAUUCGUGUUUGAUCCGACGACUGAAACCCUAGUGACGGAGAAGGGGAAGCCGAAGGAUCGGAGCUGUGGACGCUUUUGAAGUCCUGCCUGGGUGGAGAAGCAGAGGAGGGGAUUUUGAUCAUCUUGAAGAUAUUUUGAGGGAAAUCGUUUGGAAUUGAAGCGUAGGGUCUUGAUUCCAAGUGCAUUCUUGGUUUUGAAAGCUCGUUAUUGUGGACGGAUUUGAUCUCAAGUUUUGUGGUUUUUGCCCUCGUUAGAGUUCCGUUUGGCUGGAGAUGAUGAGCAGCAAAAGGGAGGAGGAGAGGAAUGAAAAGAUUAUUAGGGGUCUCUUGAAGCUUCCCCCAAAUCGUAGAUGCAUCAACUGCAAUGGCUUGGGUCCGCAGUACGUCUGUACGAACUUUUGGACUUUUGUGUGCACAGCUUGCAGCGGGAUACACCGGGAAUUUACUCAUCGUGUGAAGUCUGUGUCCAUGGCUAAAUUUACAGCACAAGAAGUGGAGGCUCUUCAAAAUGGAGGCAAUCAGCGGGCCAGAGAGUUGUUCUUGAAGGACUGGGAUCUGCAGAAUAUGAAACUUCCCGAUAGCAGCUAUCCAGACAAAAUUAGGGAAUUUAUAAAAAAAGUUUACGUGGAAAAGAAGUAUGCUGGUGUAAGAUCUUCUGAUAAGCCUCCAAAGGAUCCACAGGGCCUCAUGACUCAUGAAGAACAUAGGAGGGCCAGUUCCUAUCAUUCCUUCUCUCAGAGUCCGCCUUAUGAUAAUCAGUAUGAAGACAGACGGUAUGGAAAACCGAGAAUCAUGCUUACUAGAAAGCCAGGUUCAGAUCAUGGUCACUAUGAAGGGAAUAUCUCCAGCGUCUUUUACAGUCCUGGCCGAGGUAGAGAACAUAUGUAUGAGGAUCAGUUUGCAAAUGAGAGUUCUAGCUCAAGAGUUAGUGACUACUCUGUCUCUAGUAAUGGUGAUCCUUUUAGAUCUAGCGACCAGUCACAAAGGUUUGCUUCAUUAGGCAGCUUUGUGUCCUUUGAUGAGAAGUCACUACAUACGAAGUCUGCCAAUUUUGGUGCCUUUCCUGAUGCGGUCUUUCAGUCCAAGAAUGUUUCUAUGACCAAGCAGCCUAAUAAGUCCACAAAUGCAUCAUCAGAGACAUCUACUCCACAGCCUACUGCUAUGAUUGACCUCUUUAGCCUUCAAUUUUCGCAGCAACAGAAUAUAAAAACUUCUGUGGAUCUUUUUGCUGACUUCAAUAAUCAGCCUUCUUGUAGUUUCCCCUCUGAAAAUAAAGCAGCAUCAAUUCCUAGCUCAGAAAAUGAUGGUUGGGCUAUGUUUGACACAGUUCACCAAGUGGCGCCUGAUCAUGAAGUAACCAAAGGCCUUCGUUCUAUGAUUCCUCCAUGCCUAGAAAAGUCUACAGAGAUAAUUGAUGCAUUCUCAUCCAAGCAAGACGCUUCACAAUUGCUGUCAGAUCAAAAUUUCACAGUUCAUGGGGAAGUAACAUCCACAACUAACCAAUGGCAUACAGGCUUCACUGAAAUCCAAAAUGCUGCAAACUCCAGUAGCACACCGGUAUGGAAUGCUUUUGAUGAUUCAUUUCAAAAGAAUUCUCUUUCUUUGUAUGCUAAUUCAUCUAGCUUUGGUGGCCAGCAUACUGAUGUGACAUUACCAAAGGUACUAAAUGAGAAUAGUUUACAGUUUCCUUUUGUGCUGGAUAAAGAUCUACCGAUUAAGAGUUCAUCUGAAAGAUUGCCUUCUGUUGGUCUUUCGUGCGAGGUGAGUAGCACUCAAGAAUGGAAAUCAACAAAUCCGUUUGAUUUAUCAAAUGAGUUGGAUGCUGAAGCUAGCAACAUGUUCCUUGACAUGAGCUCUUUGCAAAGUGCUUUGCCAAACUCUCAGUUGCCAAAUGCAUUUCUAGAUGGUUUAUCUCAGCCAUGGUUCCAACAUAGUUCUGUUUCAACUUUCAGUGCUGCUAUACCCCAAGGAAUACCAUAUGUGGGAGGACAGAUUCCGAGCUCGCAGCUGCCGAAUAUAACUUCGCAAGGCUCUGCUACAUCUGGAAAUCCCUUCGCAUAGAAACUUCUGUGUGAGACUUUCUUAUUUAAUUUCUUAGCUGCACCGAGAUGACUAGAACUUCCACCGGCACCGGUGCCAUUUCAUUGCCAGUCCAUUCCAGUGCUUACUGGUCAGGUUUGAGCAGGCAUUUUGGAUUCGACGCUUGGUUUGCAAUAUAUUAUUUUUGCUAGUUAUGAUCAUUUGGUUAUCUUACUUUGGAGCAGACAGGCUGAAGACUGAUUUCACUUGAAUUCUUAUCCUGUGGUAAUGAAGGUAAUGCAUAUAACCUACUAUUUUGUUUUAGCCAGUCAACUGUAACUGGUACUUAUGUGAUAAGUCUGCAUUUUGCUAUCAAUUAUUUGAUUUGUCUAUUAUAUGAUUAUUCAUCUUCAUGUGAAACCCAAUUUGUGUUUUAAUGGUUUCUUGAGUUCAUAGCUCUGUUCAGGGUUUUCUAUUUUAUUUGAUUUGUCUAUUAUAUGCUGAA